AUUCCCAUUGUGUGGGGCACGUGUCUGUACUUGUCUGCAUUACUAGAUAGCCUGGAAAUCUGUGCCACCUUCCUCUAUGUAAACCUUCCUUCCCGACAGCUCAUAGGUUCCCUCCCCUGUGUUCUCAGAGCAUAAGGCUGGCUACUUGUGCACACAGGAGAAGUCCCUCCCAGCCCAGGAGCCACAGUGUGAUGCUGCUCCCUAACGCCCAGACUUCAGGCUUCUUCUCAGCCAAGCUCAGAGUGCGAGCCUGACUCACUCACUGCAUCUGGGUUGCAGGCUCCCUCCUUCUCAUUGCUUGAAUUAAGAGACGCUGUGAUAUUCCUGAUAGAACAAUGGCAGUGCCGUCCAACAAUACAGCACUGAAGUUGCUACUUUCAAAACUGCUGGAAGACUUUGUAGCUAAAACAAACCACCCCAUGCCUGCACCAGUCAAAGCAACCAGUGACCACUUGGAAGUUGUGUUCAUACUCUUGUUGUUUUGCUUCUUUGGCUUCUUCACAUUUGGAGUCAUGCUAAGCUAUAUCCGCUCCAAAAAGCUUGAACAUUCACAUGAUCCGUACAAUGUGUACAUUGCCACAGACAGUUGGGGCAAGAAAGAUAAAGCUAACUUGCAAGCCAAAGUGGUGGAAAACUAUAAGACGUGUUGUGUAUUGAAAAACCAGCACGCAGUGGAGCAACCAAUCAGUCACCUUCCAGAAGUAACAUCUUCACAGUAAAUUAAUUUUGCAGCCAUCAUGCUGGAUCUUCAGAACGUUCCAAAAGAGAGAGAGAGAGAAAAGAUCUUCGACUAUCGUUAUCAAAAGGAAAAUGACAGGACACUAGUAGUCAUUAUGUACUCCCUGAAUGCAUGAUCAUCCAUGUAGGUUGGAGAUGAUGAGAGUUAUAGUCCAAGACAUCUGGAGGGCACCAGCUGAAGAGGUGCCCUAGCUUAAUGAAGGAAAUGUACUUACCGGCAUAAUGAAGGUUUGCCUCCAAUGUAUUGUGAACAAUUGUUCUGUAACAUUACUACUAUUUCUAGCUAGAGUGUCAACUAGCAUCUACUGCCAUAGACAUCUGUAAGAUAAAUUCUGCCAUGGUUUCUUCCAAAGAAAUUGGGGGAAAAUAUAAACUGAACCUCACUUUGCAGACUUAUUCUUAAUAACAAUGAGAAAUCACAGUGAUAGCAGUCAAUUGCUCCAUUGAACUUAACAGACCAGAGGUGUUUGUUUUGAUCUCACAUAGUUUAGGUAUCUUAAUCUAACCAACUGUAAACAAGGAUAAAGGAAGACCAAGUCAGCUUAAUGCAAUGCUGGUCACAUAAUUUCCUUGUAUACAAGAAGUCAUCUAAGUUUGCUAGACUUUAACCACUUUAAAUUGAUGGUUUGGUUGAUAUUUUCUUUAUGAUUAGUAAGGAAGGAAUCAUGAAUGCCUAUGCAGCUUCAAAGCAGGUUUCAUGGAAUGCAAAAGUAGAAAACACAGGCAUAUCUCUAUAUAGUCAGUUAAUACUGUGAAGGGGCAUAAUAUUACUGUGAAGGAUCAUAAUAAAUACACUGUAGAACAAGUGAAAGCAUGUGUUA
Messenger RNA from Anolis carolinensis (green anole), 1559 nucleotides. It is a transcript of the gene kcne1, whose product is annotated as potassium voltage-gated channel subfamily E regulatory subunit 1. The record is from RefSeq and is a predicted model, not a curated record. NCBI's taxonomy places the organism in Eukaryota, Metazoa, Chordata, Lepidosauria, Squamata, Anolidae. Gene Ontology annotation, molecular function: potassium channel regulator activity; delayed rectifier potassium channel activity; voltage-gated potassium channel activity involved in ventricular cardiac muscle cell action potential repolarization. Gene Ontology annotation, cellular component: membrane. The transcript is spliced from 2 exons. Gene Ontology annotation, biological process: regulation of ventricular cardiac muscle cell membrane repolarization; membrane repolarization during action potential; ventricular cardiac muscle cell action potential. Bases 336 to 719 code for a protein of 127 amino acids.